Pediculus humanus corporis (human body louse) is the source of this 1134-nucleotide messenger RNA. RefSeq names its product GTP-binding protein hflx, putative. Gene Ontology annotation, cellular component: cytoplasm. The coding region runs from base 1 to 1134 and encodes 377 amino acids. Gene Ontology annotation, molecular function: GTP binding; ribosome binding. NCBI's taxonomy places the organism in Eukaryota, Metazoa, Arthropoda, Insecta, Psocodea, Pediculidae. The record is from RefSeq and is a predicted model, not a curated record. The transcript has 2 exons.
AUGAUAAACAUUCGUCCGGUUUUAAAAUCGUAUCAGUUUUUUCAAGUGUCUAAAUGUCAAUUAACAUUAAAUAAAUUUAAACAUAAAUUACGCGUAACAGAUAAUUCAGAAUCAACAUCUGAAGAAGAUGAUAAUUUUUUAAACAGUAAUUUCGAUAAAAUAAUUGAAAGGUCUCUAUUACCGUUAGGUGGUCACCAUCAAGUAUUCGUCAUUCAGCCCGUUAUAAAAUGGGGACAAAAGAAAAAAAGAAACACUACCCCAGAACUUCAAUUGGAAGAAUCCAUUACUUUAGUUAAAACAUUAAGAAAUUGGAAAGUGGUAGGAGAAGCUAUUGUCAAAUUAGAAAGUUUUAAUAGAAAAACAUUUUUCGGCAAAGGUAAUUUACAACUUAUUAGAGAAUUAAUUUUAAAACAUCCCACCAUAUCGGCAGUUUUUUUAAGUACAGAAUUAUUAAAACUAGUCCAGCAAAAAAUAUUAGAAGAAAUGCUUACCGUCCCUGUGUUCGAUAGGUACACCCUAAUCAUGCACAUAUUGAGAGAACAUGCUAAAACAAGGGAGGCAAAACUUCAAAUCAAAUUAGCAGAACUACCAUAUUUAUAUAAAGUUAUGGGAGGUUUAAAGUCUGGAUAUGGCAUACAUUUUUUUAACGAAAUCACCUCUCGGUCGAGAGCGGCUAGAAAAGAAAUUUUUAAAGAAAAAGAAGCCCAAAUUCGAAAUGAAUUAGCAAUUCUUAGAAAGCAUAGAGAAGAACUUAGAAAUAAAAGGAAAAAAAAUGACAUGCCUGUUAUUGCAGUCGUAGGUUAUACAAAUGCAGGAAAAACUUCACUUGUAAAAGCACUUACAGGAAAGGAAAAAUUAGAACCCAAAGAUUAUCUCUUUGCAACUUUAGAUGUAACAUGUCACAUUGGUACUCUUCCAUCAUCUUUACCCGUUUAUUUUGUCGACACAUUGGGUUUCAUGAAUGACAUACCAACUUUCCUUAUAGAAUCUUUUGUUUACACACUGGAAGAUGUUAAAUAUGCAGAUGUUAUUAUUCAUGUGAGAGACAUAAGUCAUCCCAAUACGGUAGCUCAAAAUGACAACGUCAUACAAACAUUACACCAAUUAAAUUUGUCAGAUGAAGAUUGGGAAUAA